AACUUCCUCUCCAUCGUCAGUGGAAUUACCAAACAUUUGCAUCUUCACUACCCCAACAGCUAUUUAUCGUGCAUUCGCUAGGAGAGCAAGAACAGAUCUUUCCGACCCUCGUUUUCCUACCACUUUCAACGUGUGACAGCAUUUUUUUCUCCUAGAUCUCUACAAUACAUAGAGUAAUCUCUCUCUCUCUCUCUCUCUCUCUCUCUCUCUCUCUCUCUCAUCUUCUUUUUGCGUUGAAAAGUUAGUGGCAAAACUAAGAUAGGAAAGGCUACUCUCUCUCUCCCACAACUGAAAUGGCCAAGAAACUGAUCCUUUACACCUGUUCAAUCCUAAAUUUUGUUGGGUCCAUGUUGUUUUGCGGUAUAAUCAAUCUCCUCAUAAAAUUCAAACAGUUCCACAACCGAUUUCUACAUACCCACAUAGAGCUAGUCCCUCGAGAAGAAUCUCUCGCAAUCGUUCCUGAAAACUUGUACUCCGACAGUUACUGUUCCAACAAGCAAAUAUUAUCUAAAUCCAGACAAACAAACGGUACUCAAGAAGUAAUGUUGGAUGGUGAUGACAUUGAGAUAGUCAUCAGGAAGCUCGGGAUGGGGAGCUUAGGCAAAGAGAUCCAAAAGCAGUGCAAAGGGAAGCAUGUCGACUGCAGUCUUGUAGAAGCUGUAUCAGUGUUGCUGGAAGAGAAAGAAGCAAGCAUAGAUGAACUGGAUGGAGCUUUCGCCAUCUUCGACGAGAACAGAGACGGCUUCAUAGAUGCUGCCGAGCUACAACGAGUCAUGGCAGUGUUGGAGUUCAAAGAAGGAAUGGAAUUGGAAAAUUGCAAGAAGAUGAUUGGAGUGUUCGAUGAAAAUGGCGACGGUAGGAUUGAUUUCGGCGAGUUUAAGAAUAUGUUAGAAGAUGUUUAGUUUUUUUUUUUUUUUUUUCUUUAAACACUUGAACUUUCUAUUUUAAUGCUGCAACAUAUCUGUAUUAGUCUUCUAUAGGAAUUAUAAGUAAUUUUUCAGUCA
This is a messenger RNA of Magnolia sinica, 1004 nucleotides long. Its product is annotated as probable calcium-binding protein CML45. NCBI's taxonomy places the organism in Eukaryota, Viridiplantae, Streptophyta, Magnoliopsida, Magnoliales, Magnoliaceae. The record is from RefSeq and is a predicted model, not a curated record. Gene Ontology annotation, molecular function: calcium ion binding. The coding region runs from base 294 to 902 and encodes 202 amino acids. The transcript has a single exon.